Messenger RNA from Schizosaccharomyces cryophilus OY26, 1345 nucleotides. RefSeq names its product SWI/SNF complex subunit Snf30. The transcript has 2 exons. The record is from RefSeq and is a predicted model, not a curated record. The coding region runs from base 379 to 1146 and encodes 255 amino acids. Lineage: Eukaryota; Fungi; Ascomycota; Schizosaccharomycetes; Schizosaccharomycetales; Schizosaccharomycetaceae.
UCACGCUUUUCUUCAGUUAAGCAUCUGUAAUUCAAACUAACAAGCUGUUCACCUUUGUUUUCAAUUUCUAUUAGUAACCAGCAAGCAUACUUAUGCUUGGCUUACAGAACUGUAAACUUUCCUGCAUGACUUUGGUUGCUGUUUUAAAAACCACUACGUUUCAGAGAAAGAAAUUGAAACCAAUAUUAGCACUGGGUGGCUCUAAAGCAUUCCAGGUAAAUUGAACUACAUUUUGGCGAAUUCAUUUGAGUUUCGUUGAACCAGUUUCAGUUAUAAGUUUUUUUUUAUCAUUUGUUUGUUUAAAUAAUUCAUUCUCACAUAGACGUAUUAUUGUGUUUGAAAGUUUGCAUUUGCAGUCAACCAAAAAAAAAAAAAGUCAUGAAUACGGCUGGUAGUAAUGUCGGUACAAAUUUACAGGAUCAUGAACGAAUAAACAAAAUGCUUGAAAUUAAUAGCCAUCUGUUGCGAAGAUGUGCUGAGUUACAUCAAAUCAAGAAAAUGUAUGCUAGCGAUACAGAAGUGCAGAGUAAAAUGGCUAUUAUGCUAACAAGGUAUAUGCGGCGCAUUAAAGACAACCUUGCGUUCUUGGCAUCUUUAGCCUCGGGGCGACAAGCACAAACUCCUUUACCUCCUUUAACUUGCCCUGAAGGAAUGCCUUAUUUAGAACCCCAUUAUGAGAUGCUUCGUCAAAUGUUUCAAAAGCCACAAUUUAAUACGCCCUCGUAUCCAGCACAAAAUGCUGAGUCCAAACCUCAAAGUUCACCGUUUGGUCAUUUGAAUGCUAAGAAUUCGGAAGCUUCUUUCCCUAACAAAUCUUUCGAUAAUGGAAUGAAUCCUAGUGGGCAACGUGCCUCCCCAGCAGUCGGUAAUACUUUACGAGCGCAGCAAGAUAUAAUAAGCCCUUACAGCUCUUACACAUCAAAUCAAUUUGCUACUAUGAAUCCAAUGAUGGUCGGAAACUCUACAGGUAUGGGUCCUCCUGUAUCAACGGCUACGACUACCCCCGAUACCAUUCAAUCAAAUCGUGCUCCGCAAAAUUUAUAUUCCCAAGAUGUAUAUUCAAAUAUUCAGCAAAAAUUACCGGAGACUGGUCAACAACAAGUUCCAAUGUUCAAUCAGUUUCAACAGAAUAUCUACCCCAAAUGAAAAAAUUUAAAUUGUCCGUUGCUUCGUUUAUUUAAUAAAGCUAUUUCUGUACUUUGUUUUGGUGUUUUUCAAGUUUCUUCCUUGCAGUCUCAGUGUAAAUCAAAUAUCCAUGAAAUUAUGUUUGAGGAAGCGCCGAGUUGUGUUUACGUGAACAUUGUUGAGAACAGCAAGAAAAAAGGAGAAGCCUACAGCGCCCCGG